GAUCAGCGAAGCGUCAUGGCUCCGCGAGCCCUGGCGGUCCUCGCGCUCUUACUCGCGCUCGCGGCCGCGCUCGAGGUCAACGACUCGGCCAGUGGCUCGACCCUGAGUAUCCUGCGAUGCUGUCGCGCCGGCGAGGACCUUGAGAAACCGAUCGACCCCGAGGCCGAGGUGCGCUGCGUACCCUCGACCCGGCCAUUUCAGCCCCUCGUCUACUCGCCCGAGGCUCGCACCUACUUGACCGGCCUCCCGGCCACCUGGACCGUCCUCGAGGCCGCGCGCCCGGCAUGCCCGGAGCCCCGGCUCUUGCGUUACGUGCCCCACAGCAAGUACAAUCCCUUCGUACUCUUUGACUUUGGAGAGGUGGUGCUCGAGGCCGGCACGACCGUCCCACUUAAGCCCGACGAGUUCUGCCUCGGCUCCAAUACUCUACUGGCCUGCCUACCCCGGAGGAACGAGAGUCACCAGGCCGCGGCGACGAUGCGGCCCAAGUUGCGCAAGUGCUGCGGCGAAAGCGCGGCUUACGAGAGGAACUCGUGCGUGGGCAUUGAGACCGAUAGCCCGAUGUCGCUCGAGGAGGAGCAGGCUCUUCUCCUGGCUGGGGCCAACGGCAAACUUGGCAAUCUUACCGCCGGUAUGGAGAUCGUCAGCGGCUUUCCCGUCUGUCCGCGACUCGACAACUUCACCAUCGUCGGCGACAUGCGAGACGCUGUGCUCCAGCCUGACGCGAGUCUCCUCGUCGACGGUCAGCAUAUACCGACCGAGGAGUUUUGCGUGGAGCGGUUGCGAGGUGCUGACAGCCAGCUCCAGCCUCCCAAGGUCUUCGCCUGCUCGGAGCACGCGGCCAAGGGAUCUGGUUUACCGGCCCGAGAUAUCCGAUUCACCCUCUACCCGGUGGGCUUCAUCAUAAGCGCCAUCUUCCUGGCAGCGACCCUCGCCGCCGGUUGGCUACUACCGGCCUCUCAUCACGUCCUUCACUGGCGCUGUCAGACGCACCACGUCGCCUGCCUCAUGCUUGGCGACAUCUCCAUGGCCGUCAUACAAUUGGCCGGGAAUUCGUUGCAGGGCGAGUUCUGCCGUGCAUUAGCUAUCCUGGCGCACUUUUUUUUCCUGGCAACUUUCUUCUGGCUCAACACAAUGUGCUUCAACAUCUGGUGGACCUUCAGGGACCUGCGGCCGGCCAGCUUGGAGAAGGGCCAGGAACUGCUGAGGCUCCGAUUUUACGGGGCUUACGCCUGGGGAGGACCCCUCAUCGUCGCCGGACUGGCAGCCUUCCUGGACCACCUGCCCCAAACUCCGGGGCAAGCUUUUCUGAGGCCACGAUUUGGCGAGAAACAGUGCUGGUUUUACGGUGACAUGGAGAUCCUGGCCUACUUCUUCGGACCGAUUGGCGUUCUCUUGGCGAUAAAUCUCCUAUUUUUCGCGGCGACUGCCCGAGAACUGACGUGUGGUCUGUGGAAAGGCGAGUUUGUAAAAAGCACGACUGAAAGGUAAGUUGAGAUUUCUCAAACAUAAAGACUGUUAAGGGAAAAAAACAUAAAAUAGUGAAAAACUGUGUAAAGCUUCUAAGCGCAAAGCAGCUUUCUUUGCGCAAAUAAAGAGAAAGAAGAAAAGAGUGUAUAAAAUAGCACUUCCCGGGACUAAUGGGAUAAUGUAUAUGGUAAAAACAAACAGUAUUUUUGCUGGAAUUUAUUUCGUUUGAACCGAUACCGAUAUAAAUAACAAGAAAAUAAGAGAAGAAGAA
Molecule: messenger RNA, 1741 nt
Organism: Ceratosolen solmsi marchali
Lineage: Eukaryota; Metazoa; Arthropoda; Insecta; Hymenoptera; Agaonidae
Gene: mthl1
Product: adhesion G-protein coupled receptor methuselah-like 1
Exons: 6
Coding region: 16-1491 (491 amino acids)
Biological process (GO): G protein-coupled receptor signaling pathway; cell surface receptor signaling pathway
Cellular component (GO): membrane
Molecular function (GO): G protein-coupled receptor activity
Source: RefSeq, a predicted model, not a curated record